ACACACACACACACACAGCACACACACUCACCCACCCUUCUCCCCACAGUCACAUGCCCAGCGGAGCCCCAGGUGGAGAGGUUUGGAUCUUACGGCGGGUUUGAGAGGGUGGAUCAGGGGUGGCUGGUGAAGGAUUCGGUGGUUCAGCUCCGACUCUGCAACUCCAGCCUGUACAACGAUCCCGUCAUGCUGUUCAAGAAGAAAUACCAGGAUAAGAAGGUGCGGGUGAAGGUGACGCCUGUGGAACUUGACUCCAAUAGCCCUCAGGAGCCGCACGUCGAGGAGAGCACAGACUUCGACCUGUCCAACCUGCGCCUGAACUCCAAGCCCAUCUGGCCCAUUAUGGAGGUGGCGGUGAUGAAGGAGGAGCUCUGCAAAUUCCGUACGCAGGAGCAGUUCGGCGUCGUCUGCAACAAUGGAGAUUACGUGGUCUUCCAGUGUCGCAUGCUCAAGCCGGAGACAAACAUGUUCCUGUGCGACUUCUACGUCGACGAGGGAGAGGACACUCCGAGGUACCUGGGCUGCUCCUACAUCCUGCCGUCCAACCUCAAGGAGAACUAUGGGGUGGCCACGCUGCCCAUCACCUCCCCCAAGCAUGCACCCAUCGGACAGCUGACCGUCCACUACAUGGUUGUGUACCCCAUGGACCACGGCGGGGACAUGAGUGUGUCCUACACCCGCCACUGGAAGGACAGCUGGAAGGGCCUGGAGGUGGGCCACAGAGGAGCUGGGAAUUCCUACCACUCGGAGCCUAAGAGCUGCGCCAACAUCCGGGAGAACACAAUCGCCUCACUGAAAUACGCCGCGGAGAAGGGCGCAGACAUGGUGGAGUUUGACGUCCAGCUCAGCAAGGACCUCGUGCCUGUUAUCUACCACGACUUCCACGCCUGCAUCGCCCUCAAGCGGAAGAAGGAACAGGACAAGACGGACCUUCUGGAGAUACCCAUUAAGGACCUAACACUCCAGCAGCUUCAGGCUCUCAAGGACAUGCGACACCUUACCGAGGGCAUCCCGAGCGACAUCCUCUCUUACUGCGACCAAGAGGAUAUGGUGUACCACAAGAAGGAGCAGGGCCUCAGUAAGUUCCAGGAUGAGGACUUUGAGGAUCACCAGCCGUUCCCUACACUGCAGAAGGCCCUGGAGGUUGUCCCGCAUACCUGUGGCUUUAAUGUAGAAGUGAAGUGGACCAUGCAGCUGAGAGAUGGAACCUAUGAGCUGCAGCAUCCCUUUGAACUCAACCACUUCCUUGAUCUGAUUAUUAAGAUGAUCCUCGAACACUCCAGCAAGCGCAAGGUAGUGUUCUCGUGCUUCCACCCCGAUAUCUGCACGAUGAUGCGUCUCAAGCAGAACCGCUACCCCGUCAUGUUCCUAACCCAGGGCGUGUCCGAGGUGUGGCUGCCCUAUGAGGACCAGCGCUGCUCCACCAUACACCAGGCCAUCCUGUACGCCACCAACGCUGACAUCCUGGGCAUCAACGUCCACACAGAGGACCUGAUGCGGGACCCCAGCCAGAUCAACGCAGCGGAGGAGAACAACCUCAUCGUGUUCUGCUGGGGCGACCACAACAAUGACCAGGAAAACAUCAAGUUCCUCAAGAAAGUCGGCCUGCAUGGCAUUAUUUACGACAAAAUCGACGUCUACAACACCAAGGACAAGAAGGAGAGUGUAUUCCUGUGUGAGGAGAGGGAGGCGACCGAAACCCUAGUCGGGGGAGGCACAAAGGGGGACGAGGAGAUGCCCGCCCCCACAACCUUACCCCCACCCCCCCCAGCAGCAGGGCGGGGGGUGCAGGAGAGCAGUGGAGGGGGUGAGCACUCCUUCAAUGGUGUGGUUCCACUGCCAACGUCCUUUACCGGCAUACUGUCCAACUGAGUGAGAGAGAGAGAGAUGUCUUGUAUAAAUUUCUAAAGUUAGUGUUAAGUAAGGAGUUAGAAUAUAUUAAAGGAGAUCCAGGUAAAUAAAAAUAAAGAGAGGUUGUGUAAAUUUUUCUAGAUAAGUCCUUAUGAGCAGCGAAGAGGAGACGCGAGAGUAACGGUAUGGAAUACAGUCGUCCCUCCAAUAGUAUGGUUUCGGUUUUAUACAGAUUGUCAUGAAGAUCUUUUAGGAUUUUUAAAUUUCCUGCUCGUCGCGAAAUCCUGCUCGUCGCGAAAUUUUAAAAUCCUAAAAAAUCUUCUUCGAAAAUCCACAUAAAACCAAAACCGAACUAUUGGAAACCGUACUAUUUGAGGGUCGACUGUAACUUGAAUGUAUGGACAGGUUGAGUGUGAAAGUCCUUUGCAAGAAUGAAAGAAAAACAUACCAAGAAAACAAAAGAAUUACAUGCAUAUUGAGGGAGUGCGUAUUGAGAUGCAAGAGGAAUAAAAGAAUGA
Eriocheir sinensis (Chinese mitten crab) is the source of this 2369-nucleotide messenger RNA. Its product is annotated as glycerophosphocholine phosphodiesterase GPCPD1-like. The annotation marks the transcript as partial. The transcript has 11 exons. Gene Ontology annotation, molecular function: glycerophosphocholine phosphodiesterase activity. Gene Ontology annotation, biological process: glycerophospholipid catabolic process. The record is from RefSeq and is a predicted model, not a curated record. NCBI's taxonomy places the organism in Eukaryota, Metazoa, Arthropoda, Malacostraca, Decapoda, Varunidae.